AUGAGCAGAUCAAGAACAACAACAACAACCGGUGGAGAUGAUCAUGGGCUGAAGCUUGACCUAAAACUGAACCUAUCACCACCAAGAAGCCACUGGCCGGUGACCGAAUCACCCAACCGGUCCUCACCGAUCACCAUAUCUCCUACAAACUCAUGCGUGUCAUUAGAACAAGUUCAAGAUGAGACGGUGGACCUCCGCUACUCAAGUAGCCCGGAAACAACGUCGAUGAUGUUGGCCGGAUGCCCGCGAUGUUUGAUGUAUGUUAUGCUUGCUGAGGACUACCCUAAAUGCCCUAAAUGCAAGAGCACUGUUUUGCUUGAUGUUGUGCUUGACAAACCCAUGAAGAAGAUGAGAAGUUGA
Helianthus annuus (common sunflower) is the source of this 360-nucleotide messenger RNA. RefSeq lists its product as uncharacterized. Bases 1 to 360 code for a protein of 119 amino acids. The transcript has a single exon. The record is from RefSeq and is a predicted model, not a curated record. Lineage: Eukaryota; Viridiplantae; Streptophyta; Magnoliopsida; Asterales; Asteraceae.